This is a messenger RNA of Exophiala viscosa, 4578 nucleotides long. RefSeq lists its product as uncharacterized. The transcript has a single exon. Gene Ontology annotation, cellular component: cytoplasm; plasma membrane; endoplasmic reticulum. Lineage: Eukaryota; Fungi; Ascomycota; Eurotiomycetes; Chaetothyriales; Herpotrichiellaceae. The coding region runs from base 182 to 4345 and encodes 1387 amino acids. The record is from RefSeq and is a predicted model, not a curated record. Gene Ontology annotation, molecular function: protein binding.
AUACAUUAUUUCCUACCAACGCUUCAAUCCUGUGUCCACAUCACAGGCCCGAAAUGCUGUUUCGCUAGAAAUAGUACAUUUAUGCUGCAACGAUCGAGAUGACCUAGCCACAUAACCCAAGGUGCUGAGGAGGUUCUCCUGCGCACGCGCUGCCUCCGCUUAUCCUGAUCGAAUCCUCGCCAUGUCGGAAACAUUGCAACCACCCAACGAUGUUGGGCGGCUGAUUAACCUCGUCCCAGUCGGUCUGAAAGAAGCAGCUAUAGACUCUCCGACUUCCCGGGCCACAGUUAUACAUUAUGGAGAACAAGUCGAGUUGCUGGAAAAAUGGCUGGACGACUAUCUGAAAGCCACGAAUCGUCUCGUGGCAGAAUCUCUUACGCUCGAGAACGUCCUCAACAGCUUCAUCUCGCACUCGGUCCUUCCACUCACUUUAUCUGAAUCGAUGCUGGACCAUGACUACAGCACCCUCGCAAUGAAGAAAUAUGGAGAAGGGGCAAAGGAUUAUUGGAUGAGUGCAGUAGGAGUUGUGAAGAAGUUGACCACUAUGGUGGCCGAUCCCAUAAGACAAUUCAUGGCGAACGAUCUAAGGGCUUUCAAAGACGUACGGCGAGCUGUCGAGGCUUCCCAGAAGACCUUCGAACACCAUCAGUCAAGAUACGCGGGGCUCGGAAAAUCGAAAGAACCUUCAUCAUUGCGGGAGGAUGCUUUUCAGUUACAUGAGGCGCGAAAGACAUAUCUUCAUGCGAUGAUGGACUUUUACAGUCUGAUUCCACAAUUCCGUUUCGCACUAGAUCGAUUGCUGGUUCAGAUCUUCUUUGAGCAGUGGAAGGAAAUGCGAGUAUCUCGAGACAACACAGCAGCAACACUUCAAAGAAGUGCAGGGGAGAUGCAGAGGGUCAGAGGAUGGCUCAACGAAAUGGAAGCUAGCGAGAGGACCUUCCGAAAGGAGCUGUUGACUGCGAAGAAACAACUGGAAGAUGCUGCAGAGUUGAGUACUCGACCCUCGAGAGAGCUGGACGACUACAGUUUGUCGACUAUUCCUCAAUUCUCGAGCCACGCUCACACGCCAAGCGGCAUCUCGCACGCUUCACCCAAGAAGAUCGCCCCAAAAACAGGUGAGAAACAAGGCUGGUUGUUCUUGCGGACAUAUGGCGGCAAACCGACCAGGACCAUUUGGCUGAGGAGGUGGGCCUUCAUUCGCAAUGGCGUCUUUGGCUGGCUUCUACAAAGUGCUAGAGCAGGAGGAGUUGAGGAGAGCGAGCGUAUAGGUGUUCUACUCUGCAAUGUUCGGCCCGCCCCUGCCGAAGAACGCCGGUUCUGUUUCGAGCUCAAAACUAACAGAAACACCAUCCUGCUUCAGGCCGAAACUCAGACCGAGCUCGUCGAAUGGAUUGGGGCAUUUGAGUUGGCAAAGUCGAAAGCGCUCGAGGAUCCAAAUGCCAACCAGAACCUUAGCGGUGGUGGAAACAUCCAAACAGGUGCGGCCUUCGCCAUCUCGGCACCUCCGAUACCCGAAUUCGGUACCUAUGUCCUUGGCUCGACUGAACCGGGCGCUGCUGGUGAUGACAUUGCAGGCUUGGAAAAGAGCAACACUUUACCGGUCCCAGGCAGCGAGGGUGUGCGGGAAAGCAGCAUCGAUAUGCCCAGGAGGUCAACUGCUGCAGACGAGGGCGGUCAUCGUGACACUGCAUCUCGCAUCAUCUCCAAGCUCGAUCUGCACAGAAAAAGCGCAGCGACGGCCCAGGUAUCUCCUACUCCUUCUACGCCCAAUCUCCCUGCCGGAGGUAUAGCGAGCCUUAUUGCAGCCAGUCAUGGAUCAAUGCCUGUUGGUCCAGCCAUUCCAAUGGUACACAACCUGGAGCUGGAUAUGAGACCACGACACACGUUCACCCUGGCUCUUCGGGACAUGCCGCCCAGUACAUUAGCGCCCGCUACCCUGGCUGCAGUGCCGUCUCCGACUAACCUGAGCAAGGCAGCUGUCAUCGUCACUGGGGAGCGUGGCCUCAGUCCUGCCCCGUACAAGUCUGGCAUUCCUACGAGUUUGAUUGCAAACUUGUGGGGUACAUCCAAUACCGGUCUCGUCAAUCGGCUUGAGCGUAGCGAACCGAAGACCCAUCCCGAGAUCAAGCUUGCUACACAACCCAGUCCAAUUCUUGAAUCGUCACCUUCACCAAAAAACCCAUCUCCCUCCCCACCCCGGAGGCCGGGUAUGCCGCAUACUGCUAUAUCUCAGCUGGACCUUAGUAUUCCCCAGAACUUUACUCGAAGCCGUACCCCGUCGCCAAGCAAAAGGCACAGGAGUACGAUCAGCGUCGACCGCGAUGCGUUCAGACACAUCAAAAGCGAGCUCCUGGUGUCCGAGUUUCCGAACUACUAUCCGCUUCAGCUGAAGUCGCAAGAUGCGCAAUUCCGACUCCUCUUUCCGGACGUCCGACGCGAUGAACGUCUGGUCAUGGUUUUCAGAGCUACCUGGAAUCCAAACGAGCAGCAGGAGUUUCCCGGGCGCGUAUACGUCACUUCCAAAGAUCUAUACUUCUACAGCAACCACAUGGGUCUUGUGCUCACUACUAGUCUGCCCCUAGGCUCUAUUGAGGAAGCCACCGCAGCACCAGGACGAGAUUGCGACUUCAUCUUCUUGCACUUGACAGAUCCUGGAAGUGAUGGCAGCAACCGCAGACUUACCCUGAAGACGUUUUUGGAACCUCUAAAACUGUUGCAGAAGCGCUUGAACUUCUUGAUCAAGAACAGUAUCUCGCAGGAACCGCUCGAAUUGGAAGAGCUAAUCAAGGCUUUGCUGAAGAUGGAAGGUGAGGGAGGUGAUCGAAGUCCUAGCCUCGAGAGCUGGGAGGACGUUUCUCCCAAUACGCCCGUCGAUACGGGUGGCUUGAGGUAUCGCGACAGAGCUUCGACUGUUGGGACCGAGGUCCGAGCACCGCUCCGUAUUGAUCGAGCUCUGCAUCAAACACAGCUCGGUCGAAGAGACUCCAAGUUCAAGCUGCCAGCUCAGCCUGUCAAAUAUGUGCCACCAGGUAACCUCCGCCUCGCCACUGAAAAGGAGUUCGAUAUCAGCGCAAAGGCGCUCUUCCACGUUAUGUUCGGGGACAAGAGCGCACUCUGGCAAUUGCUACAGCAUGAGCGCCGGGCGAAGAACCUUAACCAGGGACCAUGGUUGAGCUUAGGGGAAGGCCGGCUUCGAAGAGAGUUUGCAUUCGAUAUUCCCACAACUACCAUUCUUGGCCAAGGAGCCUGGGCUCAUGUCCGAGAUUACCAGGUCGUGGAUGUCAACAGCGACCAUUUGUGCUACGUUGUGACCGAUAAGCGGACGCCAUGGCAUCUUCCCCUCCAGGACCGAUACCGCCUCGUCAGCAAGAUCGUCAUCACGCACGUGGCAAAGGCCAAAUGCAAGCUUGCUGUGUUCAACAAGCUGGAAUGGACGAGCAACGCAGGCAUGCUUGGUGGCAUGCUGGAACGGCAAGCCUUGUACGAUCUCGAACUCGAUUCCCUCGAUCUUGCAGAUCUUGUGGCCGAUCAGGUCCGCAAGCUAGGAGCGCACAGUCGUACGAAGAAGGCGGUCCAGAUCUUUGGUCAGGUAGGCCACGCGACCGAGACAACCCAGCUAAUUGUCAAUGAGUCGGCUCUAAAUAUCGAGCUACGGAGGCCGCCAUUCCCAACGACGAUAACAGGUCUCUUGUCGCAACGCGCGGCAUCUGCUUCGCAGAGUGCCGCAGCGAUGGGUCUUGCAGCUUUGAUCGACUUUGUGAAAUGGGUCAACAAGACACUCUCGGCCAAUAAGUUCAUUCUCCUCGCUCUGCUCCUCAGCGCAUUUUACAACAGCUGGCAUACAUACCGCGACUCGCUGGGCUGGUGGCACGAGCGUCGGGCGUCCAAGUUUAUGACUCGCUUGGGUGUGUCCCCAGACGUUGUCAUGAGCCGCGCAGUCUAUCUAAGCGACAUGGAUGAAGUUCUUCACUACGAUGCCACCAUGCCGACAGGUGAUAGCAGUGCGUGCUACAGCGUAUUCUCGGACGCGCAUAAUCCCGAGGUCAUCCACGCUGGCGCCGGUAGUGGUGGGAAUGCGGACUUCCAGCAAACUCGCCAGCGAUUGGGCGUGUACCGGCAUGAUCUGCUCGUGGCCGUGCGUGUGGUGAACGGCAUCGAGAAGGAGCUUAUGCAAGCGGCUUGGGAGCAGUGGAUCGUGGAUGAGCAUCGCCGAUGCAAUGUCGUGGAGGGUCUCGUGCUGAAAGACGUCGCGCACAAUGCGACGGACGUACGUGAGGAGGUCAAGAGCUGGUAUGACGAGUAUUGUGUUAGUUGUCGCGAGGAGUAUAACAAGAUACGAGUCUGAGUUUGGUGGGCCUCUUCGUCGAUUUGCAUAUGGCGCUUCAUGGUUCAUAUUGAUACCCCUGAGAAGCGGUUGGUUUGCGUGUCGAUAGUCUAGGAUAGUGUUCCAACGAAAUAACCGUUCCAGCUCAUGUUGUUGUUUCAUGCAUUGACUACUAAAGUCUAUACCUUGUCGAAAUGGCCCAGCCGGUUUUUGAUGACUCGUCCUGUGGGCAUGCUUUCACGACUCAUUUGAGC